AAGAGCCCUUAAAAAUAUUAUAUAUAUAUAUAUAUAUAUAUAUAUAUAAAAUAGAAGCAAGAGAAACAAAGAAAAGGCCAAAGGCAAAGAGAUAUAGGGGGAGGGGGUCAAGAUAGUCCCCCAAGUGUCAUUGAAAACCCACCCAAAAUACCCACAAGUUUUCUGGUACGUUUCUCUUCCUUUUUAUUUUCUUUCCUAUUUUUCAUUUUUACCCAAAAACAAAAUCGAAAUACGAAAGAAAGUAAUUUUAGGUUUUGAAAAUUAGGGUCUGUAUCUGUUGAAAACUUGAAUUGUAGCCCCCUUUCUUUACUCUUUUCUUUCCCUUUACCCAUUAUAAUUCUGCAAUUAAACAAGGAGGCAAGGAGUAACCAUGACACCAAAAUAAAUUCGUGGGUCGCUUCAAAACCCUAGAUCAGUCAUUUCCCGCCAAAACUGGUCCUGCACUCUUGACCUAAUGCUUCAAUCGAGUGCGAAGAGAAUGACUCGUUUUUUAGGGUUUUGAACUGGGAAAAUAAAAUUAAUGGCAGGGUGGUCGAUGAUUGCUGGUGAUAAUUGCUCAAGAACCCCCAAAAAGAAGCUCGAGCUAACAAAAGACCUAAAGACUGAAAUUGAUUGUGUUGAUGAUAGAAGCCAUUUCGAUAACUGUCUAAACUUUUUUCGACAAGAAAUCUGUGCCAUAGAUGUUGCUUUCCCUCCAAUGCUUGGAAAUGGACAAUCUGUUGAUUUGUUUAAACUUUAUAUGAUUGUGAGAAAGAAAGGUGGAUAUGAUGCCGUUUCUCAGAAUGAAUUAUGGGAUGUUGUGGCUGAUGAGUCUGGUUUUGGUGUAAAAUCUGGGUCUUCUGUUAAAUUGGUUUAUGCUAAGUAUUUAGAUGCUUUAGAGAAAUGGUUAGAGAAAGCUGUUGGUGAUAAGAAUUCAAAAACUAAGUCAAGUAACGGUGCUUCGAAUGCUGUUGGGGUUUCGGUGGAUUUGGGGUUUGAGUUUAAGGGGUCUUCUGAUUGGAAAUCUGUUUUAAAUGUUUGUGCUGAGUUGGAUUCUCCAAAUGGCAGCGAGAAAUGUACUGUUGAUGAUGAAGAAUCUUCUGUUCAUAUAGGUACCGGAAGGAGUGCUGCUGAUUUUGUGGAAGUUGGUCAUUCAAACUAUAGUAUGGCAAAGAGUUCUGUCAUUGAUUCUUUCUCUGAUGAGGAUAAAAAUUGUGAUGAUGUUCAGGAAAAAUUAGACUCCAAUUUAACAAGUGUAAAGGCAUCUGAUGAGGAUGAGGAGAAGAGUGUGGUGGUGGAAAUGGAUGGUAGUAAGGAAUGUGACCAUGGUGAUGACAAUGAUGCUAUGAUGUUAGAUUCUGAUGCUGUUAAGGAAUCUGCUUCUAGUCGUAAGAGGAAAAGGGAGUCUUUAUGCAAAAUGUUGAAAUGGAUUACUGGGAUUGCAAGGAAUCCAUGUGAUGAUGUAGUUGCCUCAUUACCAGAGUGGUCGAAGUGGGACUCUUAUGGGAAUGAGGAGUUGUGGAAGCUGGUUUUAUUGGCUAGGGAGUCAUUGUUUCUGAAGAGAAAUGUUGAUGCAAGUGCUGAACAAUCUAGUGGCCAGAAAUAUCGGAAGAUGCACCCAUGCAUGUACGAUGAUCAUGUUGGAUCCGUGUACAAUUUCAGAGAAAGGUUAAGAUGCAGUAAGGGGCUGCCAUCUGGAAUAACAUUGUCUCAAGCACAGGCUUAUUCAAAGUUACCUUCCUCAACAACUGAAAACGACUCGAACUCUAGCACAAAAGGGUGUUCCAGUGAUUAUCCUUCUACUGAGUAUUCACUACUGGACCUUCCAGUUGAAAAAACAAUUCCUUUGGGGCCAGAUUUUCAGGCAGAAAUACCAGAAUGGACUGGGGUGGUUUGUGAAAGUGACUCAAAGUGGCUAGGGGCACGGGUUUGGCCACCGGAAAAGAUGGAUAACAGAUUUGUUGUGGAAAGGGAACCUAUUGGUAAGGGAAGGCAAGAUUCAUGUGGGUGCGAAGUGCCUAAAUCUGUAGAAUGUGUCAGAUUUCAUACCACUGAGAGAAGGAUGAAAAUGAAGCGUGAAGUGGGGGUAGCUUUCUAUCAUUGGAGGUUUGAUAAGAUGGGUGAAGAUGUUAAGCUCUCCUGGACAAAAGAAGAAGAAAAGAAGUUUGAGGCAAUAGUACGGUCAAAUCCUCCUUCUCUUGAUAAGUGUUUCUGGGAUGAGAUAUUUAAAUUCUUUUCCACCAAGAGGAGAGAGGAUCUAGUGAGCUACUACUUCAAUGUAUUCCUCAUGCAGCGCAGAGCACACCAGAAUAGGUUUACUCCAAAUAACAUUGAUAGUGAUGAUGAUGAAUCAGAAUGCGGAGUAGCACCUAAUAGUUCUGGGCGUGAAGCACCCAAAUCGCCAGGCUCCCUCUUAUAUUCUGCAAAGAAGUCCCAUAAAAGUGGUAAAUGAUGCCCGUUGUUGAUGGAAACGAACUACCUACUGAGAUAGACACGGUUCAUGGCUGUUUUGGUCCUUAUUCGGUUAUGAUCUUUGGCUAUUUCUAUCACUCUUGGUGUAAAAACGCCAAAAAAAAUUUCAAUGUCUCGGGAAAGCAGAAAUUUUUGUGAUUAAAGUUUUGCGGUUAAUGAUGGUUCAGGGGAGAGCAUUAAUGGCAUCUAUUUUUGGUGGGAGCAGCAAGCUGUAAGGUGCUCGAGCAGCUUUGUGGCUCUUAACGUGCUUUGGAUUUGUUUUAGUUUCAGUUCCUGAGAGACAUGCUGUUCAUUCAUAUAUGCCACAGGCGACGUGCAGGUAGCACUUUCUUUUACCUUUUGUAUUAGGUGUUUUUGCAACACUGCCAACACGAACUGAAAACCUUAGGAAUACAGUGAAGAAUGAGUUAGAUUUAGUUAAAAAGAGGGAUAUGAAUACCAAGAAAAAGUAGCAUUUUUCUAUGAUUCAAUUUGUGGUCUCUCAUAGUCUGGGUACAUACAAUCGAGGAGAUGAUUUGAAUUUGGAAAACGAAUGAUCUUUUGUCUUA
This is a messenger RNA of Ricinus communis (castor bean), 2999 nucleotides long. RefSeq names its product AT-rich interactive domain-containing protein 1. The transcript has 3 exons. Bases 521 to 2431 code for a protein of 636 amino acids. Gene Ontology annotation, molecular function: DNA binding. The record is from RefSeq and is a predicted model, not a curated record. NCBI's taxonomy places the organism in Eukaryota, Viridiplantae, Streptophyta, Magnoliopsida, Malpighiales, Euphorbiaceae.